GACUACCACUAUGUGUGUAAAUCAUCAGGGCUUCAAAAAAUAUCAAAAAUAUCAAUUCGAAUCGAAUAAAUUAAUUCUGGUGUGCUUAAGCGUUUAUUUCUAAUAAAAUGCAUAGAGGAAAUAAGUCGCAAGCCCGUUCGGGAAAAAGUUCCCGCCCGCCAGGACUGAGUGGCAGGGAGAUUGGCAUGUACUACAAAAAUCUUGCCCGACAACGUAAAAACUCAGACACCAAAAAUGAGCCGAAAAUUAAGUUGAGCUGCGAUGUUACUGUGCCUCCUGGUGUUAUUAUGCGAGUCAAUGAAUACAUGGAUCAGUUUAAGCUGGCAAGAGAAGCUGGACAGAAGCAUUUUGAUGAGAAUUUCCAACAGCAGUUUCGCCAUAUGUUAAAUGUAAACUUUGAGGCGUUCAUAGAAGAGACCAAAAAGCAAAAUAAAGAUUUGAAUCUGCAAAACCGAAGCCUAGAUGCCCAUCUUCAGGAUAAACAAAAGGAACGUCUUCAAAAUGCAGACUUUCGAGCGCGCUUCGAAGACCGUCUGAAAUUACCCACAAUGCGUCAUGCAACAGAUGUUAUCGACGCUGUGGACAAAAAUCAAGUUGUAUUAAUUGUUGGUAGCACCGGCUGUGGUAAGACUACGCAGGUGCCGCAACUACUGUUAGACGAUUGCAUAGAAAAAGGAAUAGGAACCACCUGCCGCAUCGUGUGCACACAGCCUCGUCGAAUCUCGGCCAUAACAGUGGCCGAGCGCGUUAGCUAUGAGCGUGCUGAACCAUUAGGGCAUUCUGUGGGCUAUCAGAUUCGUCUGGAAAGUCGAAAGCCUCGUGAGCGUGCCUCAAUAACGUACUGCACCACAGGAGUUCUCUUGCAGCAGCUACAAUCAGACCCGUUGCUGCACAACGUGAGCGUUCUUCUGCUGGACGAGAUACACGAGCGCAGCAUUGAGACAGAUAUGCUAAUGGCAUUGCUCAAGAUUAUACUGCCACAUCGGCCCUCCUUAAAAGUCAUAUUAAUGAGUGCGACGGUGCGGGAAGAGGAUUUCUGUAACUAUUUUAACAGAUGCCCAAUGUUACGCAUAGAAGGUGUGAUGCAUCCUGUCGAAGUUCUCUAUCUGGAGGAUGUGCUCGCCAUGACAGGCUAUCAGUUUGACUGUGGGAACAAUAAACGGUCCCAACCCCGGCUGGAUCAGUCGGAACACAGAAACAUGAUUGAGCCAUACAUACGGCAGGUGCGCAGCAGGUACGAUAACAAUGUCCUUGAGCAGCUUCGAGUACCCCAUUCCGAGGGCUGCGAGGAUAUCGAUUUUAUUGCGAAUCUCAUAUAUUAUAUAUGUAACAAAAAAUCAGAUGGUGCCAUAUUGGUCUUCAUGCCUGGAUUGAAUAAGAUAUCACAAUUGCAUAGCACACUGAAAAACCCCCGUUCACCCUUGGGCCAACGCUGGCGCGACCAUUUACUCAUCUUUCCUCUGCAUUCCAUGCUUCCCUCGGCGGAGCAACAGUCUGUUUUCAAACGCGCCCCUAAUGGAAAACGAAAAGUAAUCAUAUCCACUAUUAUCGCCGAGACUUCAGUAACCAUCGACGAUGUUGUCUACGUCAUCAACACUGGGCGGACCAAAGUAACUGACUAUGAUAUUGAGACAAACAUACAAUCUCUAGAGGAGUGCUGGGUGACGCACGCAAACACGCAACAGCGCAAGGGACGCGCCGGCCGAGUGCAGCCAGGCGUAUGUUAUAAUCUGUUUAGUCGGGCACGAGAGGCUCUGAUGUCGGAAGUGCCAACUCCAGAGAUAUUGCGCUGCAAACUGGAAACGAUCAUACUUAGUCUCAAAGUGCUGCACAUAGACGAUACUUACGCAAUGUUUCAAACAAUGAUCGAUGCCCCUGCCCAGAGGACUGUGAGCACAGCUAUUAACUUACUUAAGCGGAUAGAAGCGCUUGACAUUAAUGGCAACUUGACGCCGUUGGGCAUGCAUCUAGCCAAACUCCCAAUUGAUCCGCAAGUGGGUAAAAUGAUUCUGAUAUCGGCACUUUUUCGUUGUUUGGAUCCCAUUACAUCCGUCGCAGCUGCUCUCUCCUACAAAAAUCCGUUCUAUACGCCCUUAGGUCAGGAGCGGCGGGUCGACGAGGCCAAACGCAGGAUGGCCCAAAAGAUGUACAGUGAUCAUCUAAUGAUACAUAACACUAUUUGCAACUACCGCGAAAGCGUAGGGGAGCAUCGGGAUCGCGACUUUUGCUAUAACAACUUUCUCAGUCACACGACACUUCAGCAGCUAGAACGUAUGAAGUCCCAAUUCGCUGAGUUCCUCUGUAACUACAAGUUCCUAACUUCGUCGAAUUGUUUAGACCAAUCGUCUAACAUUAAUUCAGAUAAAAUUCCCCUGAUUCGCGCUAUUAUUGGGGGCGGUCUCUAUCCCAAUAUGGCACAUUUACGAAAAGCACGUCAAGUGAAGAACCGCGUUCGCGCCAUUCACAAUAUGACGACCGACGAUGGGCGUCGCGUAAAUUUUCACCCCUCCUCCGUGAAUAGCGGAGAAACAGGAUUUGACUCAAACUACUUUGUUUACUAUCAGCGGCAGAAGUCAACCGAUCUUUAUCUGCUCGACGCUACUAUGGUGUUCCCGAUGGCACUUAUUAUUUUUGGCGAUGGCGUCGACUCUGGUGUUAUAGAUAAUAGACAUUAUCUGUCUGUAGCCAAGACCUACUAUUUUAAGUGCAGCCCAGAAACGGUUUCUGUAGUGCUGAAUUUGCGAUCAAAUUUGGGACUCUUGUUGCUUGAAAAGGCUUUGCAUCCAGCGCCCAUCGAGGAGAACAGCGAUGCUAGUAAACUAAUCAAGGCCAUUGAGCUGCUCCUUUCAAUUGACGAUAAAAUGGGAGACGACUACGAAAUCAUGUCAGAUGAGAUUGACAACAUUUAAAUUGCCGAACAAAGUCAUUCUAAUGUGAUCAAAUUAAUGUGAAAUAUACUAAUAGUUUCAUUUUAUGUAUGAUACCA
Molecule: messenger RNA, 2986 nt
Organism: Drosophila hydei
Lineage: Eukaryota; Metazoa; Arthropoda; Insecta; Diptera; Drosophilidae
Gene: Rhau
Product: ATP-dependent DNA/RNA helicase DHX36
Exons: 6
Coding region: 108-2909 (933 amino acids)
Cellular component (GO): cytoplasm; intracellular anatomical structure; nucleus
Molecular function (GO): DNA helicase activity; ATP binding; G-quadruplex RNA binding
Source: RefSeq, a predicted model, not a curated record